ACCAAGGAGUUUUCGUCCCUCGCUUGUGCAAGCUCGCAACCAACAUCGCCUUGUAGAGAGAGACGUCAGGAGUCGUGGAUCCCAGCCAAACAAAGCAACGAUAUUAGACAAGGCUGGCUGGAACACAGGAAUCACAUAGUCCACCUUGCCCGUUGCAGACUUCUACGCAGGCAGUAUUCUGAAUGGGAGCCGGAUUCAGUUUCACUUGAGUAUUCUGAAUGGGAGCAGGAUACAGUUUCACUUGACUCGGCCCCUGAAGAAUCCCAGCAACCCCCAACGACAACCGCAGUCCCCGCCUCCUCCCCAAGUUCACCCCAUCACCCCACUCCGUUCGCCCCAUCAAACUCUGCACCUCCCUUGCCGAGGAGGAUUUUGGAAGUACUCGCGUCUUGGACUCCACCGAAGAGAUCAAGGUCAAAGUCUUCAGGAAGGAAAGGAUCGAGGUCUCCACGGACGAAGAGGUCAAGGUCUCCACGGAAGAAGAGGUCAAGGUCUCCACGGAGAAAGAGGUCAACGUCGCCAGCGAGUUUGCGGUCCCCAGAUUGGAAGCGAACCAGCGGGAAAGCUAGCUCACCCCGUAGCUCCAGACCUAUCCACAGCCGUAGAAGCCGCUCCCAUUCCUCGUCAAGCUCCUCCCCCAGCUCAGACCGUUGCCGUGGCAAAAGGCAGGCAGCCAGGAGAUCUAGGCGAAGCUCUGGGUCCCCACGAAGGGGUCGGGGGUCACGAUCGCCCCGGCAUGCACGUGGUACCAGACCCAACCGCAGGUCCCGCUCUGGGUCUCGAUCCCCUCACCCCUCAUCUCAGCGAAGACGGUCGCGCAGUCACGAUGGGAGGUCUUCGGGUCGCAGACAAGAGGAGACCAGCGUAGAACAGCUGGCCAAGAAACUACUGGAAUCCUCUGGUGUCCAGAGCUUCACUGGCUCCUCCAGUCUAGAGCUUGUGGUCCAGUCUCUGGCCCCAGUGCUGCUGGCAGAGCUGGCCAAGCUGAAGGCCGCUUCAUCAUCAUCCUCUGAUUCAUCUAAAGAAAAGAAGCCAUCCUCCCCCUCGUCAUCUAGAGAUGAACAGAAGCAGUCAUCCUCCUCAUCUAGAGACGAGAAGAAGCCAUCCUCCUCCUCCUCAUCUAGAGAUGAACAGAAGCAGUCAUCCUCGUCAUCUAGUGACAAGAAGAAGCCUUCCUCAUCUAGAGAUGAACAGAAGCCGUCAUCCUCAUCAUCUAGAGACAAGAAGCCAUCCUCCUCUUCCUCAUCUAGAGAUGAACAGAAACCGUCAUCCUCAUCAUCUAGAGAAAAGAAGCCAUCCUCCUCUUCCUCAUCUAGAGAUGAACAGAAGCCGUCAUCCUCAUCAUCGACAGACGAGAAGAAGCCAUCCUCCUCUUCCUCAUCUAGAGAUGAACAGAAGCCGUCAUCCUCCUCAUCUAAAGACGAGAGGAAGCCAUCCUCUUCCUCAUCUAGAGAUGAACAGAAGCGGUCAUCCUCAUCAUCUAGAGACGAGAAGAAGCCAUCCUCCUCUUCCUCAUCUAGUGAUAAACAGAAGCAGGCAUCCACUUCUUCGACCAAAGGAGGGAAUGAACCACCUUCGUCCUCUUCCUCUGUUAAGGGAAUCAAGAAGGUGCUGGUUAAGAAGAGUGUACCAAUUAAAUCUGCAAAACCACCAGGGUCGGGCCUCCUGGGCUUCGUACCGGCCCACCCUCCCCUGCUCCUGUCUGGGCUUCCCUCCAAGGUCACCCAGCAGCAGGUGUUCUCCGCUGUGGAGAAGUUCGGAAAAAGCAUACUCGUUUCUGUGGUGCGACAAGAGGCCACGGUGUACUUUCGACAAGAAGCUGCCGCUCAUGCCUUGCUCGGCUUUACGGAGCUGAAGAUUGGUGGAAAUCCAAUCACUGUGACACAGAUAGCGGUACCUGGGACAACAACAGUGCCACACCUUCUUCCGACCCCGGGCUCUUCUGUCCAAGCACAAAGCUCUGCUACAAUGGCCGUCAAUGUUGUGGCAGAACCUCCCUUAAGUUCCAUGCAAUGCAACAAAACGACCGCGCCCGGUAUCAAAACGACCGCACCCGGUACCAAAGGGACCACGCCUGGCAACAAGAAGGCCACGCCUGGCAACGCGACUACCACGCCUGGCAGCAAGACAACCACGCCUGGCAAAAAGACAACCAUGCACGCCAACAAGAUGUCUACUCCCAGCAAGUCAACAACCACGCCUGACAACAAGGUGACCACACCCGGCAUGGCGGCAACGCCAGGUAAAAAGCCCGCCCUGCCUGGCACAGCACCUAUUAUACCUGGCAACGAGACUGCAACCCCUGGCAACACAACAGCCACUUCUGUCAAGAACACUACCAUGCCAAGCAACGCAACAACCUUGCCUGACAACAAGACGACCACACCCGGCAACAAGACGGCUAUUCUCUGCAAAAAGACAUCCAUGCCUAGCAGCACAACGACUGUGCCUGGCAGCACAACAACGCCCGGCAACAAGAUGACCCCACCCGGCAACAAGGCGGCCACGCCUGGUAACAAGAGUGCCACGCCUAGUAACAAGACUGCCACGCCUGGUACCAAGAUGACCACACCCGGCAACAAGGCGGCCUCGCCUCUUAACAAGACGGCCACACCCGGCAGCAAGAUGGCCCCGCCCGUUAACGUAACGAUCACACCUGGCAGCGACACGACCACAACCGGCAACACAACAACCAUGUCUGAAAACAAGGUGGCCACACCCGGCAACAAGACGCCCACUAACGGCAACAAGACUACUGUUCUCUGCAAAAAGACAUCCUUGCCUAGCAUCACAACGAAUGUGCCUGGCAGCACAGCAACGCCCGGCGACAAGACGCCCACACCCGGUAACAAGAUUGCCACGCCUGGUAGCACCACAACCAUGCCCAGCAAAAAGAAGAUAACCCCUGGCAACACUAUAACCACGCCUGUCAACAAUACGGCCACACCCGGCGACAAGAUGGCCCCGCCCGUUAACGUAACGAUCACACCUGGCAGCGACACGACCACAACCGGCAACACAACAACCAUGUCUGAAAACAAGACGCCCACUAACGGCAACAAGACGCCAACUAACGGCAGCAAGACGCCCACUAACGGCAACAAGACGCCCACUAACGGCAACAAGACGCCCACUUCUGACAACAUAACACCCACGCUGGACAACAAGGCAAUCAAGCUCAGCAACAACACUGCCACACCUGGCAGUGACGCGACCACAACCGGAAACACAACAACCAUUUCUGAAAAUAAGACGACCACACCCGACAACAAGACGGCCACGCCUGGUAACAAGAUGGCCCCGCCCGUUAACGUAACGAUCACACCCGGCAGCGAUACGACCACAACCGGCAACACAACAACCAUGUCUGAAAGCAAGAUGACCACACCCGGCAACAAGACGCCCACUUCCGACGACAAGACGCCCACUUCCAACAACGUAACACCCACGCCUGACAUCAAGGCAAUCGAGCUCAGCAACAACACGGACAUGCAAGGCGACACAGAAGUCUUCCCCACAGUCCUCUUCCUCGGAUCAAUUCCGCCUAUUCUCUGCAAAAAGACAUCCAUGCCUAGCAACACAACGACUGUGCCUGACAGCACAGCAACGCCCGGCAACAAGAUGGCCACACCUGGCAGUGACACGACCACAACCGGAAACACAUCAACCAUGUCUGAAAACAAGAGGACCACACCCGACAAGGCGGCCACGCCCCUAAACGUAACGAUCACACCUGGCAGCGACACGACCACAACCGGCAACACAACAACCAUGUCCGAAAACGAGACGCCCACUUCCGACAACAAGACGCCCCCUUCUGACAACCUAACACCUACACCUGACAACAAGGUAAUCGAGCUCAGCAACAACAAGGUCACGCGAGGCUGCACAGAUGUCUUCCCCACAGUCCUCUCCCUUGAAUCAAUUCAAUGUCUUGAUGUUCAGUGUUGGACAUGGAAUGACUUUCUACCCUACGCCACCGGUGGUGCCACCAUCAUGGUGACUGAUCUGCCAGAGAUAGAAUACGAUGCUUACCCUCCGUCUUUGAUCACACCUUUUUUGGGGAAGUUUGGCAACAUCUAUUGGGACAAAUGCUUCAUCCUUCCUGACAACUGCACGGCGUUUUUAACCAUGACGGCCAAUAGGAUGGCAUCCCUGAUUGAGGCGCUGGUGAUGGAAGCCUCCUUGAACUUCGAAACUGUCCGCUUUCACAUUCUGAAGGAAAACGCCCUUGAAUCUCCGAUCACCUUCUAUAAACAUCUUCUGCGCUGGAGUGAAAAGCUUUAUGAUGAGUCUACAUUGGAGAACAGACUGGUGUUCAUCAACAACAUUCCUUAUUGCGAAUCCUCGAUGGACGACAUCUUUAAAGGCGUCCUCAAGACCGGAGGAGUCAGGCACUACCUGCCGCUGAUUGGCAAGAUAUUUGUCGAAUUCGUCACGGUGGAGGAUGCAGACCGAUUCAGUGUCUGGCUGUCCACAUUUCCACUGGACUGGGAAAUCCAUAUCUCGCGUCCUGGCCUCGCCCACGACAAGGCACGGCUUGAAGAUGCGUUCUUGAUGACGGUGUUCACCCAGACCGUAUUCUAUCCCACCCUGUCCCCCCAGUUCUACACCCCUGCACACAGGACGGUGAACGGACCAGAAGACCUUGAGUGGGCGGAGACCAAUUUGACUACGCAGAGCGUCAUGGUGACAGGGCUGGCGUUAGGCUCCUACCGCCACAUGGACCUCGUGGAUGAGGUGUGGCCUUACUUCGUGGAGAAGGACAUCAGCCGUGUGUACUACUGCGUAGUGAUACUACCUCUGCAGAGAAGGGCCUUCAUCCACUUUGACGACGCUUUGAAGUGUAGGGAGUUUGUCUCAGAUUUCCUCCACAAGCCGUUCACUAUCGGAGGAUCUGACCUCACCCUCCACUUCCUCCUGGACCAUUAUAAGCCCUGCACCUCAGAGCUGCAAUUGUACUACAGAAUGCUUCAUCUGAGCAAUGUGGUGUCUAAGGGGACUGGUCACCAGGAGCAGCUGAUACUGAAGGAGAUGGAUCACUGCAACAGGAAAGUGCUGAGGGACAUCUUUGACCACUUGUCGAAGAAAACACACCUUAAAUGGCUCAGCUGCCUAGUCCUCGCCAACCGGGUGGUUUUCCGGCUCAUUGGGGGAAGACCCGAUAUUAACAAGAGGACCAAAGUGUUGAAUAAGCUCAAUGGUAAAAAGGGGAAGACUCAAGGUCAAUAUGGGACCAAUCGGGAGGUUGUAGACAAAGUGUGGAAAUCGGUAAGCGAUUUCACGUCAAGCAUUCAGAAUAUAGAUGUCAGGACAGUGAUCAACAGUCCCCAGCAUGCAAAGUCUGGCCAAUCGCCACCGGACCCCUCAGCGCCUGGCCCCUCAGGUCCUGGCCCCUCAGGUCCUGGCCCCUCAGCGCCUGGCCCCUCAGGUCCAGGACCUUACCUCCAGAGAGAGCAGGUCUCAAUGGGGCUCGACAAGACCACCUCCUCAUCUACGUCUACUGGAUUGGAGUCCAACUCUUCAACGACAGCCCACUCCUCAUUCUUGUCUGGAGCCACAGUGUCCUCCUCCUUACAUCUCCACAAGUCUUCAUCUUCUUCAGAUCUCCCCAAGUCCUCCUCAUCUUCUUCAGAUCUCCCCAAGUCCUCCUCUUCCUCUACUUCUUCUUCUCUCCCCCCUCCGGUCGGAGUAGUCCCUUCCUCUUCUGAACAGAACACACAACAGAAGUGUGAAGAAUCUUCUGCCCAGGUGUCUGAGGCUGUUGACACGACACACACUCCAUCGCGUACCAGCCAGGAAGGUACACUUAUCACUACCACGGAGGAGGCGGAGUCUCUUCCUGCCUGUCCAGCAAUCAGAAGGAAGGAGGAAGCCGCGAUGGUAUGUGAAGAUGACAUGGCGAGGUUUGGCCAUAUGAUGGCAGCAGAGACCUCUGCCGUGAAAAGUGCAGCAUCACUGACAGGAAAGGAUGUCUUACACACUGAUCCAUGUCUGGAGGAAGAGGGGAAGAGAAAGGCCCAGCAAGAGUUAACCCUCACAGGAAAGGAUGUGGUCGUCUCUCCCAGCGAAGACAUGAAGGAGAACAGAGUAGAGGUGGACGAAACACACCAGCAGCUGGGUGAUGAAAAGUCAAGCGACCAGAUGCUCCAUUCGAGGCCAGAGUGUGGCGAGGAGACGCCACACCAAACCCCGGUCCAGCCUGAGACACCAGGCCUCCCUAACCCUGAGAGCCAGACCUCUGAACCCCAAGAGGAGGAAAUGUUGGCCAAAGUCGCUGAUGAAGCUGAGCCAUUCCAGGAGGUCCCAGAGCACAAAGAGACUAUUUUGGAAGAGGGGAAGGUGACAAUUGUAGAAGAACGAAUGCCUUCUGUGAAUGAAGAAACCCCAUCGGUAGUUUCGGAGGCAGCUGAUGCUUUACUCAACGAUGCAUCGACAGAAGAAGGAGACAUCAACCGGCUCAUGGACUGUGUUGAUGAACCGGCUCAUGGACCGCUGUCCACCAGACGCUCCACCAGGCACUCCACACCCACCAAGAAGAGGGAAAGCCCUGCGGAGGAACCAGUGGAGAAGGCAGUCCCGGGGCCUCCCGUGACGAGGGGCGCUAGGGGCAGAGGAAGGAAGGCCAAAACCCCUACGAGGAAGGACGGCAAGCGGAGUCUAGAGGAAACCGUGUUUGAGGUGUUGGAUUCCAUUGGGGGCGACGUGGUGGAAGACGCACCAGCGCCAGAACAACCAGGACGACCCCGACGGGGGCAAGCGAACAAUGACCCAACGCCUGAAAAAGAUGGAAAGGUAGUACCUGACGACACUCCUGAAGGAACGCACGGCAAGCAGGAGCAAGUCAAGAAAGAAGAGGAGGUGGCCCGUGAAGUCAUGGAGGAGCCACAAGGUGACGAGCAGCCUGCUGCCGGAAAGAGAAGGAGUGGACGAGGGAGGAAAGAGGAGGUGGCGGUCUCUGGGACCUCCGAAAUAGCCGCCAAAGAAGGUCAACAGAGGGUGAAGGACUUGGAGGAGGUGUACCAGGUGGUGGACUCAGUUGCGGGCGAGGAGGAACCGGCUCCAGUGGAGGAACAGCCGCCAGGGUUAGAGCCUAGCAGGGGGAAGAGAGGUGGUACGGUCGCGGGGAGUGACUCCGUGACAGAAGACAAAGCGGCAAAGAAGAUGAAAACCACGGUUCAAACCGUACUGCCCAAAGUAAAUGAGGGUGUUGGAGCAAAGAAGGCGAUCGACGGAAGGAUGAAGGAGAGCCAGGAGCAGGAGGAGAACGCUCUGGUGUGUCUGGAUGAGGUCAGUGAGGAAGAGGAGGACUACCCCGACGAUUCAGUUGAGGAGGAAGAGCUGAGGAAGAGGCAGGCAGUCGAGGAGAGGAGGAGAGAGGAAGAGGAGGAGAAGAGGAAGCGAGGAGAAGGAAUGGAGGGGCUGUUGACCCUAGAUGAGGUUGGAGAGGAGGAGGAGGAGGUGGAUGAGGAAGAGGUUUGUCCUGGAGGAGAGGAAGAGAGUGGAAGAACAGUGGGGGGGAUCACAGAAGAAGAACUGCAGGCGUUGGUCACUCUGGAAGAGAUUGUGAAGGAGGAACAGGAAGGGGAGGAGCCAACACAUUCAGAGCCCCUUCCAGACGACCAAUCAGAGGCCAGGUUGAAUACUGAGACGUUCUGUGAUGAAGAGAAAGCAUCUUCCUCCAUCGUUGGUGAAUGUAAACAAAACGAGGAGCAAGCAGAGGAGUGUGUGAGCUUCGUGACCUUGGACAAGAUGGGAUACGAGGAGGAGGAGAAGAUACAGACAUGCAGCAAAAGAGGUAGACAGGCUACAGAGAGGAAAUGCACCAGGAGAGAACAACAACAACCAGCAACGGCUAAACACUCGGAGGAGGAAUCCCCGCCCAUCCCGGCCCAUGCUACCUUGCUAUUGGCCGGCGAGCCCGGGGCUGUUUUGAGCGUCAAGGGAGCAGAGCCAAUGGCAGAAAGCCCCGCCCGGGAUGGUGAAGAGACGGGGUCGGAGGAGACGAGGCUUCUGAGGAAAUCAUCCAGUAAAGCGCGGAGGGUGGAGGAAGAGGCGGAGCCUAAGAGAGUCCGCUCUCACUCUCCCUCCGUUGCCCAUGACUACACCCUGCCCGCGUUCACCCCCAACAACCCCCUUGGGUCGGAGCAUGUGGUUCCUGGGUUCUACUGUAAUCUGUGUUCUGUGUUCUACCAAAACGAGACCAGCGCCAGGACACUCCACUGCAGCCGCUUGGGUCACUACAACAACCUGAAGAAGUAUUACCAGGGUCUCCAAGAGGAACAAUCCAGAAGCCAAUCAGGAGGAUCUACUCCUGGCAACGCCCCCAAAUUACUCUAGCCCCGCCCACAUACACAGAACUGUCUUUUCAUUGGUUUCACCGGAAUAUGGGGAAGCCUCGUCGAUGUUGUUCAAUCUUUUUAUGUCGUUUGGAGUGUCUGAAGAACGAGAUAAGUUUGUUUAGCGCCAAAACAAAAGGACAAUGUGUACUCUGACCGUUCAGAAUACAGAAGGACAGAGGUCUGCACUUCCCAGAUCGUUAUUAGACAGAGUUCACGACGGAGUAGACUGUUCUUGCUGUUCUUACUUUUUACUUGUGUGUCUUAAAUGUUUUUCUAUGAUGAUCAAGAGUCAUCAUGGUAUGACCGCUUUAUUAAAGUUCUCUAUGUAUCAAACUAUGUUAUGUUUAAUGAUUUCAUAUAAUGACGUUGAAUAAAAGUCAACCAAAAAUGAAA
Gadus morhua (Atlantic cod) is the source of this 8735-nucleotide messenger RNA. RefSeq lists its product as uncharacterized. Gene Ontology annotation, molecular function: zinc ion binding; nucleic acid binding. The transcript is spliced from 34 exons. Bases 1969 to 8340 code for a protein of 2123 amino acids. Gene Ontology annotation, cellular component: nucleus. Lineage: Eukaryota; Metazoa; Chordata; Actinopteri; Gadiformes; Gadidae. The record is from RefSeq and is a predicted model, not a curated record.